CUGCCGUACCUGGCAGACUGGCACUGCAGCACCACGUGGCUGGCCACAUGGUCCACAUGGUUCGGAGUUAUGCGCAUCAUUGACACCAACAGUGCCGAUGUCGGUAAUUGGCCCCAUGUCAGACAGAGAGUAUACGGGUACGGGAUGAGUGAGAAGGAUGGUAGAUGGCUACGGAUGAGGUCUGGAUAGAGGAAGGAUUGCUUACCCCGAAGCAUGAUCCUUCAGGUUGAAGUCUUACGCGGCGGGUGUAUAUAUAGGGGGGAAGUCACCGGGGUAGAAGAGCAUUAGUCGAGCAGCAUCGAGCAGCAUCGAGCAACAAGCGAGCAACAAACUGUGAUCGAAAUGGCCUCUCUUUCUCUUCGGGUUGCAGGAGCUCUGCUUCUUCAAUCGUUUUUGACUACCGCACGGCCUCUUGGCUCGUCUUUUGGAUAUCCCGCUAAUGCGACGUAUGAUUAUGUCGUGGUGGGAGCGGGUAAUGCCGGUGCGGGUCUGUCCUACCGUCUCGCUGAGGCAGGGUACUCGGUUGCUCUGGUUGAGGCGGGCAGUUUCUAUGAAAUCUCCAAUGGCAACCUGACUCAAGUCCCCGGUGAUGAUGUCUACUGGUGUGGCAAAGAAGCCACCGAUACCAACAGCCUGAUCGACUGGGAUAUCAUGACCACUCCUCAAGCGGGUUUGAACAACGCCUCCACGCACUACACGCGCGGUAAAACCCUCGGCGGCAACACGGCACGCAACUACAUGACUUAUCAGAUUGCCACCAAUGCCUCCUACCAGAUGUGGGCCGACAUGGUUGGCGACGACAGCUACACGUACGAGAACUUCUUGCCCUACUUCCAGAAACACAUGCACUUCACCCCUCCUGAUAAUGCCACCCGGUUUGCCAACUCCACCCCGGCCUACGACCUGGAUACCAUGGGCACCGAGGGCCCGGUAUCCGUGACUUUCCCCAACUACGCCGGUGCAUUCGCUACCUGGGUCGCCAAGGGCUGGAAGGAGCUCGGGGCCAAAGCCAUUGAUGGCUUCACCAGUGGUCGGUUGAUCGGAUACUCCUACAGUUUGGCCACCAUCCAGGCCGAUAACCAGCAGCGUGAGACCUCCGAGACGGCCUACCUGCAGCCGGCGAUUGCGGAGAACCUCAACCUCAUCAUCUACCAGUCCACCCUGGCCAAGCAGGUCCUGUUUGAUUCUUCGAAGAAGGCUACGGGUGUGCGUGUCGUCUCGGCAGGCCAGGAAUAUUUCCUCUCUGCAUCCCGCGAGGUGGUCGUCUCUGCGGGUGCUUUCCAGUCGCCCCAGCUGUUGAUGGUUUCUGGUAUUGGUCCUUCGGCAUUGUUGGAGAAGUAUGAUAUUCCGGUUCUGGUCGAUAGCCCUGGAGUCGGUCAGAACAUGCAGGAUCACAUCCUCUUCGGCCCCGCGUACCGCGUCAACCUGGUCACCGGCUCGUCCGUGAAAUUCCCCGAAUAUCUCGCUGCCGCGAUUGAAGGCUACAACAGCCAACCUCCCACCGGCAUCCUCACCAACCCGGGCAACGACAUCAUCGCAUGGGAAAAAAUCCCCUCCUCCCUGCGCUCCAACUUCAGCAGCACCGCCCAAACCGCCCUCGCGCAAUACCCCUCCGACUGGCCCGAAGUCGAAUACAUCCACAUCGGCGGCUACUUCGGCAACCAAGAGAACUUCGUGCAAGACGCGCCCCAAGACAGCUACAACUACGUGAGCAUCGCCUCAGCCCUCAUCACGCCUCUCUCCCGAGGCACCGUGGAAAUCACCUCCGCCGACACGGCGGACCUCCCCGCCGUGAACCCCAACUGGCUCACCGACCCCACGGACGUGGAAGUCUCCAUCGCGGCGUUCAAGCGCGCGCGCCAACUCAUGAACACCACCGCCCUCUCGUCCAUCGUCAUCGGGGAGGAGUAUUUCCCCGGUCCGAGCGUGCAGACCGAUGAGGAGAUUGUCGCGUGGUUGAGAGUGGCUACGAAUACGGUGUUCCAUGCCAGUUGUACGUGUGCCAUGGGCAAUGAGACGAAUCCGUUGAGUGUCAUUGAUUCCAAGGCGAGGGUUUAUGGGGUGAGUGGGUUGAGGGUGGUGGAUGCGUCGAGUUUCCCGAUUUUGGUCCCGGGACAUCCGAUGUCCACGAUUUAUGCGUUGGCGGAGAAGAUUGCGGAGGAUAUUAUUCAGGGGAACUAGCGGUCUCUUGGUAGGUGUGGCGGCUCUUGAUUGUUGGAUUCGCUCCUUGAUCUUUUUUUCCUUGUUGUCGUGUCAUCGUUGAUAUUUCUUUGUUUCUUGCCUCUAUCUCUAUUCCUAUCUCUAUCUCAAUCUCUAUCUCAGUUCGUUGUCAC
Molecule: messenger RNA, 2333 nt
Organism: Aspergillus ibericus CBS 121593
Lineage: Eukaryota; Fungi; Ascomycota; Eurotiomycetes; Eurotiales; Aspergillaceae
Product: GMC family oxidoreductase
Exons: 6
Coding region: 343-2181 (612 amino acids)
Biological process (GO): secondary metabolite biosynthetic process
Molecular function (GO): oxidoreductase activity, acting on CH-OH group of donors; flavin adenine dinucleotide binding
Source: RefSeq, a predicted model, not a curated record